AUGUUGCUCAGACACUACACGCUCCUGGCCAUUCUCGUGUCUCUCACAGGUGCUAAUGCACUCUCAAUAGCUAUUCGAAUACCUUCUGUUCUCUCAAAAGGCGGCGGAGGUGGACAUGGGGGUGGGGGUGGACACGGCUCGUCGGGAGGACAUGGUUCGUCGGGAGGCCAUGGCAGUGGCAGCGGAGGAAGUCACAGUUCAGGAUCAGGAUCCAGCGGUGGUGGAAGUCAUGGAUCCACUGGUAGCAGUGGCUCCUCUGGCUCGCAUCCAUCCCCGGGCCCGAAUGCUCACACGGGACGAGGGUCCAGCGGGGAUACAGGUCACCCUGCCGUUUCAUUUGCUGCGAGCGGAGGUAAUGGAAGAUUUGCAAACUACUUCUCGUACGGCGGUGGCAAGUCUUUUACCCUCCCGUCGUCUUCCGCCUUUGCUGGACGCAAGAUGGGAGGCGGAACACGAAAGGAUAUCGUAGGAACCCCGAGAUAUGCCAGUGGAUACCCAUACUCUGCCAACACAGCAGAGUACGAUACCACUCGUCGCGGUGUCUACGGUCAGCCGUUCCCAUUUGGAUUCUACCCGAUCUAUUGGGGCUAUCACGGAUACGGUGGUGAAUACGCUGGAGGAGAGGGAUAUCAUGUACACUACAAUGCCUCGGUGACCGCGGAACGACCGGGUGGCAACUUGUCCUACGUCCAACUCGCACCAAAGAACGGAUCAACCUACGCCACAACGUCAUUAAACGACUCAUACUGGAUGAUUGGAGACUAUGAGUCGGUCAGCACAAUUCUCAGUCUGCUCGUCGAUCCCUCGACGAAUCUCUACGGAUGCGGUGCAGAGAACAGCACUAUUCACCCUUUUGUUACUGUCCGUGAAGACGGUGGACCACUCCAAUACAAUAUCUCUGUCUCUUCAAACGGCAUCUCCAUCACUAACAACACCAAUACGACCCUUGGUUCUCUCACCUCUACAAACUCGACACUCAUUAAUAAUGGCACAACGCUUCCCUUCCGAUUUGAAAAUGUUAUCCAAUGGUACCGCGCAAGCUCGUUUGCGCUUGCAUAUCAAGGCUACAACAACACGUAUGCAUUCCCACCUUUGAACGAGACGACAUCUCCCUCCGACUGGGCAUCCUCAACGCCUCUCCCAAGCGCACUCACGCAGUCGUGGUUCUUGCACUGCGUGAACCUGACAAUCACCUCUGCGCUCCCAAUCCUCGAUGCCAAAUACGAAUACGAUCACAAACUAACCACCGGCGCGGUGGUGGGCAUCGUCCUUGGCUCCCUCUUGAGCGCGGUAAUCCUCGGAGCAACCGCCCUUGUGUGGUGGAAAGAUCGUCAGAAGGAGAAGAAGGAGAAAGAGUACAAGGCUGUGGAAACGGGAGAUGAAAAUAAGUUGAGCGAUGGUCCAGUUGUGCACGAGAGCGAGCGAACAAUCGUCGAAGACGAGAUGCCAACCACGUAUUCUAACAAGCCACUGGUUCAAGAUGCAAGUGAAAAGAGGUAG
Serendipita indica DSM 11827 is the source of this 1500-nucleotide messenger RNA. The record is from the annotation of a GenBank genome assembly. NCBI's taxonomy places the organism in Eukaryota, Fungi, Basidiomycota, Agaricomycetes, Sebacinales, Serendipitaceae.